Messenger RNA from Alternaria infectoria, 2499 nucleotides. RefSeq lists its product as uncharacterized. Bases 1 to 2499 code for a protein of 832 amino acids. NCBI's taxonomy places the organism in Eukaryota, Fungi, Ascomycota, Dothideomycetes, Pleosporales, Pleosporaceae. The transcript has a single exon. The record is from RefSeq and is a predicted model, not a curated record.
AUGGCGCCGCGCAACCGGCUAGACGCGCCAGCGGCAGUCCUCACCCCAGAACGAUCGGACGACGAGAUCUUUCUCGACAAAUUUGCGGAUCGCCCUCUUGGUGGUACUAAGCUAUACCACUUCUUUCGGUCCUACCCUGCGAUCGACUACUUCCCCUCCCGCCAGGAGGUAGAGCGCCUCGCUCAACACAAGGUCAACGAGAUCUUCGAUGCAUAUGAGAACGUGCACGACAUCCUUGAGCGACACGAAGACACGAUUCGUAAGAGAUGGUGCAAGAAAAGUACAGCGAAGAAGAAGAAGCUGCUCCUUACGGCGCAACCGGGCAUGGCAAGCGAGCAUCGCCCUGACCUCGCAGUAGAUCUGGCAGCGAGUACGACCUUUAUCAAUACCCUUGGACAUCAGCCACGUACGGUCCCCGUCUGUACGGCGAGAAACAGCGAAGCUUGUCUGGUGCCCUUCUUGAACCUUGAGGACCUUCUUCAGCAGGGUACCUUUCUUACGUUCCUCAACUCCCGUGGCCAUACCCCAGUCGAAUCUUUUAGCCAGACAGAACUCCUCAACUGUCCGAUCGCCAGGUGCUCAGACCAAGUCCUCCGUCCGCGUCUGCACAGAUUCACGAUGACCUUCGCCGGAUGUAACAAGCAGAACUCCUAUGGUCGGAUGAAGCGCUGGACAGACCCGCAAGAUGCUCGGCAGACUAUCCAUAACGGCCAUGGAGUCCACCCAGGCCAUGGUCUCCAGAUACUUUGCAUACAGGAGAUUAUCUACACAUUCCUAAAGCGAUGCUGUCACCUCCUAGUAGGCGAUCUCUUAGCCGACGAGAAAGGACAAUCGGAGAAGUAUCCCAUCACCUCACCGAUGGCCUGUGUAAUCGAAAACACUGCGAACUACACGAACCGCGCAGAGCUUUCGCUGUUGACUCCGUACGGCGUUCCCAGACAGUUGAACUUCGAUCGCUUACGUAGCUUGGUCAGCUCCAAGGUCGGUGAACUGGAAGAUCAUAUCUGGGCACUUAGAGAAGACCCUGGCUACUUUUCUGAGGUCUUCCAUGACUACAAGUCACAUCGUGGCGAGUACAUGAAGUCCGCUGACGGCAAUGUAAACUCUAUCCUGAAGGAGCCGCCUCACGAAAUGACCGGUCUUAUUCUACGCCAUCUCAUCACCGACCCAUAUCUAGCUCUGUUCUAUUGGCAUGAGUGUUUGCGCCUGGUGGAACUUCUCCAGUUCACCGCUCGGGAAUCUGACACCAAAUUCUCUGCUAGUCAGAAUUUGCCUGAAACGCAGCACAGAAACUUUCUGAGGCUGUGGACGAUUCUCCAAGCUAUACAUACAGACCUUCACGAAUGCUUCCGACAGCGAGUUCCGAGAGCCCCCGGUAUGCAACCGUACUUUGUUAAGCUCAUGGCGGAUCCCAAUAGCGGUGCUAGCUGGAUCAAGAUUGAUGAAACGCAAGCAAAGGGCGAUUCAACUACGACCCGCUUCUUGCAGGUAUUAUCACGUAUCUGGAGUGUGUCGGUGCCACCAAAAUCAGGAUUUGUUGCUGAGCUGGAUGAUCUGGAGAGAAUGGUCGUAAAAGAGCCUGAGGCCAAGGGUCUCUUGUCUUCCUUUGUCUGGUCAGACUUUUCACAGAUCGCGAUCUCUUCAGAAUGUAUCCAGCAAAUCCGAUCCUAUCAACCCUGGGCUACGCGGAUCGAGAACGACUAUGGUCUACUUAAUCACGAGGUCUCGGGGGAGUUCCUGAGUUUGGGAAUGAGGUGGGCAGCUGUUGCGCCGAUGAAACGCUUCAAGAGUGUCACGUUAGCGCGCCUAGCAGAUCCAUCAGACGGGAAGUUUCAUUACCCAGUCACCGAGAAGCAUUGCCGCGAUACUACGAACGCUCUGCGUCUCGCGGAAGAGAACCUCGAUAUCUUUUGGGAAGCUGCAGAUGCAUUUUGCAAGAAGCAGACUGGAGCUACCUACCCUGAUCUGUUAGCGCACGACAUCACCCGCGGACGCUCUCUUCGUCGCACCGCACCGUGGAUUGAGCCGACGACCCAGUAUGAUGAUGAGAUUCUCCCCCAAUAUGUCUACAAGCCACUUCUACCUACGAUCAAAGAGAAGACAAAGACUCGUGGUGUCGCCGACCCAGUAAGCCUUUCUGCACUACAUCAGCCUGAACCUUAUGAGCUCUUGAACCUUCCACAGCUGCAAGUGACGGUCAACAAGCGGUCUUAUCUGGUCUUCAAGGCUCUGUUCUUCUCACCUUUAGCACGAGACGUACCGGCGGAAGUACCCUGGAAGGACUUCGUUCAUGCUAUGGUGCAGCGCGGCUUUGAAGCUGAGAAGCUCCACGGUUCAUCAUGGCGGUUCACACCGACGACCCUUGCUGCAGAGCGCGCGAUCCAGUUCCAUGCUCCGCACGGCGCGCUCAGCAAACUACCUUUGACUUGGGCGAGGCGAUAUGGCAGGAGGCUCGAGAGAGAGUAUGGCUGGACGGGCGAGAUGUUUACUCUUGCCUGA